Molecule: messenger RNA, 1450 nt
Organism: Aspergillus vadensis CBS 113365
Lineage: Eukaryota; Fungi; Ascomycota; Eurotiomycetes; Eurotiales; Aspergillaceae
Product: vesicle-mediated transport protein Vid24
Exons: 4
Coding region: 291-1307 (338 amino acids)
Biological process (GO): protein catabolic process in the vacuole; protein targeting to vacuole; proteasome-mediated ubiquitin-dependent protein catabolic process
Cellular component (GO): GID complex; extrinsic component of membrane
Source: RefSeq, a predicted model, not a curated record
UCUUUCUCCUCUGCUUUCCUUACUUCUCUCCCUAAACUUUGCUUCUUUCCGCUGUCUGCGCCCCAACUCUCUAUUUGCCACCCCGAUCCCGCUGUCGUCCUCACCCGUUCCCAUCUUACUUCGCCCACCCUCCCCUCCGGUCCAAUAAAUCACCCCUAUCCUUCAGCUGCCCUUACUGUGCUUGUAUCAGGCUUGUCUGUUCCGCCUGAUCUUGUUUCACUCCUCGCCCUAUCGGUGGGAAUUUGCAAUCUUAUCGAUUCCGAUGUCAUUCCUUCCUUAAUUAGCCUCCAAUGCCGACUCCGAGUGAUAACACCCCGCCCUUGAAUGCUUCAAUUGCAGAAGAAAUCUCCGCUCGCUCUACCUGUCCACCGGAGGUUGAUAGAGAGAGUCUACAUACCAGAGAAGAAAGGCCGUAUCCCUGGGUGUCCGCGUGGGAGAGGAGAAACACCAGCGAUGAUGCUCCCGACAACACCACCUCGCCAACCGGUCCAUCAAACCAUACCGCCUUAACACCAUCAGAUGGAACUUCCUUCACUUCUGCCGAUGCGGACCCCGUGACGGGCGAGCCAGUGACCAGAGCGCCCACGAAGGGCGUGGGGAGAUCGGAAGACGAACCUGCUGCGGGGAGACUGAGCCCUGCUGCGGAGUCAUCAUGCCCCUCCGGUCCGGUAUCUCCAGUCACCCCUUCAUCGGCUACUUCUCUGCUAAGUUAUGAAUUUUCUAACAUUCGGCUUUUACCCAAUUAUUCGUCGUCGUUUCUGCGACCGGGAAGUAGAUUUACUGGUACACAGCAGUCAGACAGCCAUGUCUACAGCGUUGAUGUGGAGAUUAAGCACGUUGAUAUGCUUGAAUCUUAUCUUUGUGGAUACCUCCGCAUACAAGGUCUUACCGAGGAUCACCCUACUUUAACAACGUUCUUUGAAGGCGAGAUCAUUGGGACCAAGCACACAUUCAAAACUAGAAAUGAAGCGUGGGGCGCGACCGAAAAGACUGACAUGCAACACUGGGGAAGGUUUCAAGCUUGGCGAUCGCAGGCGAAACAGGCGAAGAGACCGGAUUUCACAUUUCGAAAUUUUGCCCAGCGUGAGCACCUUUUUAUGCGUUGGAAGGAGUACUUCCUCGUUCCCGAUCAUCGCGUGAGGUCAAUCUCCGGAGCUAGCUUCGAAGGCUUCUAUUACAUCUGCUUCAAUCAGGUGGAGGGAACGGUUGCUGGGAUCUAUUUUCACGCCAAGAGCGAAAAGUAUCAACAACUCGAGCUCAGACAUGUCAAAGACUAUGGUUGUGCGCCAGCCAUGGAGUUUCGUUGAUCUUCUUGCGGGCUUGUCCAGUGGUCGGUUCGACCACUGCAAAAGGAAUUCAUUUAUCAUCACCUACGGUUUCGCAUGCUUCUACAAUUAAUGGCUAUUACAUGGUUACGUUCACUUCUGAGCCUCCCAGCCGCGAUGGCUGA